Molecule: messenger RNA, 2539 nt
Organism: Mytilus trossulus (common blue mussel)
Lineage: Eukaryota; Metazoa; Mollusca; Bivalvia; Mytilida; Mytilidae
Exons: 8
Coding region: 318-1484 (388 amino acids)
Source: RefSeq, a predicted model, not a curated record
CAUGUUAUCAUCAAAGAGUCACCCUGCAUCAAUGAUCGAUAAAGGUCAUCAUUGUAUAUUUAACAAUACUUUAGGGGAAGAUAUCAUAUUGAUUUUACCGUUAUGUUUUGUUAUUUUACACAUAUUUCUAUUAAUGUUAAAAGACAGUGUGCAUGCUUAAGUUGUUUUGAAGCUUAUAAUGUUUUUGACGUUUACCUUCAGAUUGUCUCACGCAACAGUGAUUCGUACUUGAACACAGUUUUUACUUUCAUUGUUGACAAAUAAAAAUAUAAUCAUUUAAGAUUUUUAUAUUUGGGAUUUUGAAUAAUUGGAUAAAUAUGAGUAGAUUUAAAUAUGAAGUCAAGUGUAAACUGGAUAGACUCAACGAAGAAAUGAAAUCAUGGAUAAAACAAGUAGACUAUGCUAUCCGUUUGUGGUCCAGACUCCCAGACUCUACUCUCUAUGGGUCUUACGAGCAGGUACUGACACUGAUGUACCGAAAACUUGAAAGUGCUGGGUAUAAGAAACUGAAGGAAAGGCAGACGACGACGAUUAUCAAAAGGAGUACUUCCCCCGAGACGAGGGCUGUUGAAUUCGAGUUGAGGAAAACAUUGGAGAUGGAAAUGUUAAAAUCUAUCAACCUUCUGGAAGCUCUAGAAAAGGAGAAAAUAAAACGGAAGCUGGUAGAGGACGAAAUGAGAGAAACGAAAAGGAAGUUUGAAAAGUCAAAUGUUCCUCCAAAAUAUAUAGUAAAUGAACGAGACAGUAGUAUGGAUAAAGAUGUUGAUCAGCUUCUGGAGCUUGACAAACAGAUAGCUGAACAUAUGGACGAAAUGGACAUUCCUGGAAGCAGCGCAGAAGGACUAGUGACGGACAGAAGCGGUGGCCUAUCCACAGACAGAGCUGUUUCAGAACAAACAAACGCACCAGCUGUUAUAACUGAAGUGUUUAAAUCUGUGUUCAAUAACGAAUGGAAUGAUUGUUUUACUGAAAUGACCAAACGAUAUACAGAUGACCAUGCUAUUGAAUUAUUACGGCGAUGGCUCAAGGAAUGUUAUUUUACAUGCGUGGCAUUAACAAAGGAGCAAAGGAAAAACGUAAAAGAUGAUACACUUAAAUGUUUCUUUAAAUUUAUGCAAUCACAAGCUGUUGUGUCAUUAUCAGAUAAAUGUAAAAAGUACAUAAGGACAUAUCAGAAGAAAACAGCCAAGGAGGCGUUACCUUUAAUUGAACAGCUGUGUACUAAACGAAUCACCAGAGGUCAAAACUUUGGCACUGCUGCGACAGAGUAUAUAAAGAAGUGUGCUGAGGUUUGUUGGAUUAUGAACGUGCAGAAUCCUUCUAUUUUCUUGGACUUUGACCUCAGAUAUGGAUAUGUUAUUGAUCAACAUUCUUUUUCAACGUUCAGAAAACAUGGUGACUACGUCAACUAUGUUGUAUGGCCUGCUGUUUAUUUGAACAGAAAUGGGCCAAUCUUGUGCAAAGGAAUUGUUGAAAGUCAAUAAAUAUGCAAUCGUUAUCAUUUAAGUGUAUACAAGUAUGGAAGAGUGCAUGUGUGUUUGUGUGUGUGUGUGUGCAACUGACAAGGGGAGAUAUUCAUGACAUUUUUUUUUUUUGUUAAAAUUUUACAGAGAACUGGCUCAAGUUAAAACCAAUGUGGAGAAACCUGUGCUGAUGAAAUAAUCAUGAAAAACAGUAAAAAUAACAUAUGCAAAUCCAUUAAACCGUGCAAUAUCAACAAUAAAAUCAAUUUCAUUAUUAUCAUAAUUUUAUUAAAUUUACUGUGAUAUAAUAAAAUACACUCAUUAUCUUUACAUUAUUUUAACUUUCAGUCCUAUUUUUCUGACAAACAGUUUCAGGGCUACAGCUACAUUGACAUUACAAUAUAUUUUUUUAUUUAUCAAGUAUACAAGUUUGACUGAGCUGCCACAAACUCAUAGAAUGAAAGAUUGUACAUAGAUUUUAAAAAAGUUAUAGUUUUGUAGUGAUAAGUUGGCAUUUAUGGGUCAGAUUACAGUACUUAUUGUUUUAUAUAUUGAAUAAAAUUGAGAAUAGCUAUGGGGAAUAUGUCAAAGAGCCAACAACCCUAACAAAGAGCAGACAACAGCCUAAGGCCACCAAUGGGUCUUCAACACAGAUGGAAAUUCCCACACCCAGAGGUGCUUUACAGCAGGCCCCCAAAUAAUAUUGUCUACUAGGAAAUUUAUAUUCAGGCAUACUAUAAUGCAUGAAUACAGUUCAGCAGUAAAUACUUCAAAAUGGAUCAAAUAUAGCUUUUAAACAAUGUUUACUUCUAUAUAUCAAUUGCUAAGAAAUGUGAUGGAAUAAAGUACCUACUCCUAAAACAAUUCAAAGUGUCAGAUAGUAAUGGUUAUUUAUAAUAAUGAUUACAAAUUCUUUAUUUAAAGAGGGUAUAAACAGUAAGUUACGAUAAGUAAUCUUCCCUGAGGACCUUAUAUACAACACAAGUAGAAAAUAAUAAUAAUAAGAACAAAAAGCAAACAACAACAUACUAACACAAAGUCAGUUCACAAUUACAUACUCAUGAAAGUUAUGUGUA